Molecule: messenger RNA, 1554 nt
Organism: Chenopodium quinoa (quinoa)
Lineage: Eukaryota; Viridiplantae; Streptophyta; Magnoliopsida; Caryophyllales; Amaranthaceae
Product: protein KTI12 homolog
Exons: 2
Coding region: 341-1246 (301 amino acids)
Source: RefSeq, a predicted model, not a curated record
GAACGGAGGAAGUACUUUUACUUUUUUUUAUUUAACUUUAUUAAUACCAGCGAAAUCAAUCCAAAAGGGUCGUUCUUUCGGGGACGGAAAUAGUAUUAUUAAUUGAUUUUUUUUUUUUAAAAAAAAAAAAAAAAAAAAACAAAAGCAAAAAAUGAGAUCAGUCCAGCGAUCCCCUCUCUAAGUCUUAACAUUGUUCAUUGAAGCGCACUCAACGUUCUCCAUUGAGUCGGUUCCUAUUCUCCAUUGAAGCAGGUUCUAAGCCGAGAGUUGUGAUUGGAUGACCAUCUUCAGUGGCUGUUAACAGAAAUCUAACCCCAUUUUCACCCCCAUUUUCUAAAGGAUGGCUUUGGUGGUGAUCUGUGGGCAGCCGUGUAGUGGAAAAUCAACUGCUGCAACAUGCCUAGCUGAAGCUCUUAAAAACUCAGAGUCCACACUAAAUGUCAGGAUUAUCGAUGAAACUUUCUUUCACUUAGAUCGCAACCAAGGUUACGCCAAUAUGACUGCUGAGAAGAAUAUAAGGGGGGUACUGAGGUCUGAAGUUGAUAGAUCUGUGUGUAAAGACAAUAUUAUCAUAGUAGACUCCUUGAAUAGCAUAAAAGGUUACCGAUAUGAGUUAUGGUGUUUGGCACGUGCAGCAGGAGUAAGAUAUUGUGUAUUAUACUCUGAUGUAGAAGAAACUGAUUGUCGAAAAUGGAAUGAAGAUCGCAAAGAAAAGGGUGAAGCAGCAUAUGAUGAGAAUGUCUUUGAAGAUCUAGUGAGAAGGUUUGAGAAACCAGAAAGUAAAAAUAGAUGGGAUUCUCCUUUGUUCGAGCUACAGCCAUCCAAAGAUCAGAUAGAAAAAUCAUCGCCUGCCAUUGUGGAUGCUGUCUCAUACUUAACAAAAAAGGUAGACUCAAAAACUAGGGAUGUCAAAAUUUUGCAGCCUACAAUUGCUACGCAAAGUGGACGAACUUCUGAGGCAAAUUCCCUGUAUGAGAUGGACCGGGCAACACUAGAGAUAAUGAACGCCAUCGUAGCAGCACAAUCUCAGGCACUUGGAGGACCCCUUAAUGGAAUUACCAUUGGUCAGGGAUUACCUACCAUCAAUAUUCAAAGUGUAGUUGGAUUACCUGAAUUACGAAGACUUCGUAGAACAUUUAUAAAAUUGACAGGGCAAACUAGCUUAAGUGGUCGCCCCCCUCCUGCUGAUGCAGAAAGUGCAAAGAGGAUGUUUGUGGAUUAUUUAAACCGUGAACUGGGAACCUAGUAUACAACCAUACGUUGGAAACGAUCCUUCAUACCAGAGCUUCAUCUGCUGCACUCGUUAUGAAUCAGUUUACAUGGUGCUCCUGAGAAGCCAAAUAUAGGUAAAAGUCGACUGUACCCUGUUGUAACAUUGCUACAUUAUUUUGUUCCCUUGACAAUUUUGAUCAGCAUAUUUCUGUGAUCUCUAUGAAACGUAUUUAUUGCCAAAAUAGUACUGUAAUAUUUGUUAGUGAACGUUACAAAAACUCAAGUAUUAGGCAAUGUUUCUCAGCUUUACAGGAAUACACCGUACGUGCCAACGCUAUUUAU